Plasmodium gallinaceum is the source of this 990-nucleotide messenger RNA. RefSeq names its product fam-e protein. The coding region runs from base 1 to 990 and encodes 329 amino acids. The transcript has a single exon. Lineage: Eukaryota; Apicomplexa; Aconoidasida; Haemosporida; Plasmodiidae. The record is from RefSeq and is a predicted model, not a curated record.
AUGGCACUUCUAUAUAAUGAUGGAUGCGAAAAUUUAAAAGGAGAAAUUAUAAAAUGUUUUAUGCGUAUUUUUCCUUUAAAUUCGUAUAAAUUCACUCCAAUAGUAUGGAGUUAUGACUUUUUACCAGUUAAGGCAGAGAACGAUUCAAAUAACAAGUUAAAUGAUUUAUCAAAAAACAUAUUUAAAUAUCAACGUUAUGAACCAUAUAAUCACUCUAGGAUAAUAUUUCUUUCAAAUAAUGAUGUGGAUGGUAUUAUGUUUUUAUUUGAAUAUAAUGCUCUUUCUUAUAAAUAUCCAUCUAAAACAUAUUUAUGCCGUCUUAGAAAAAUAAGCCAAAAAGCAACAAUAUGUGAACACAUUGAUGCAAGCUACUUAGGAAAAACACUUUCGUUUAAUUCAUAUGACGUUAUUAAUGGAAAAGAUAACAUAAUUAAUAUAAAACGUUCAAAAAAUUCAAAACAUACAGUUACUAAAUUAAAAUAUAGGGAUUUAUCUUUUGGUAGAAAUACCUGUCAUAUUGUAAAAACGAAAUAUAUUGAAGAGAACAAAUGCAUGUAUCAUUUAUGUGAAGUUGUAAAUGGUCAUUUAUCAUGUUUUAAUGCAUAUUAUAGCGGAAGAUUAAUUUUUAUAGAUGACAUUUUAUAUAGCGCUAUAGAAAAAAGAAAAUUUUUAUAUCUUCCAGGUAGUUGCUUAACAAAAGAUUCAAAUUUUAUAUGUGAUCCACAACUUUGCCAAUACAAUAGUACACAGAAAUUAACUUCAUGUGAAAAACUAGAAAUUAGUUCUAUAAAAAACGUAUUUCCAAGUAGAGGAAUAUUAGAACCUGCACCAACAUAUAUGCCUAUAAGUCAUGAAAAUAGACCUAGUUCAUCUAUUCUUCUUGCGACAUCUCUUUUGCCCUUCCUAGUUAUGCUUGUUUUUAUUUGGUGCUUUGUAUAUAAAUUUCUUAGACGUCGUAAAAGUAAGUUGUUCAUAAACAUUUCAGUAUAA